CCUGCAGUACUGCGAUAAGAUCCACGUAUGUCCUGAGAGUAAGCCCUUCAAGUGCGACUAUGGGAUUUGCAUUCAGGAGGAGAUGCUGUGUGAUGGGUCCUACAACUGCCUUGAUGCUUCUGAUGAGCUUCUCUGUGGCAAGAAGAGCUGCCCGGCUAGUCGACCUUUCAAGUGCUUGGAUGGCGUCUGUAUUUCAAUGGAUAAGGUCUGCAAUGGGGUUAUCGAUGGAUGCCAAGAUGGAGGGGAUGAGAAAAACUGUACGGCAAUACCCUGUCCUGUUGACCGCAGUUUUAAGUGUAAAAGUGGCCUGUGUAUUGACAGCUGGCUGGUUUGCAACAGGAACAACGAUUGCCCAGAUGGAAGUGAUGAAGAGAAUUGCGGGAACACAACUCCCACACCAUCCACCACGGCUCGCACAACCUCCACCACUGCUGCCGUUACACAGCCUUCUUGUGCCAGUGACGAGUUCCUCUGUGACACUACUGGGGCUUGCAUAUCAAUGGACAAUGUGUGUGAUGGUCGCAGAAACUGUGCUGGUGGAGAGGAUGAGGUAGACUGCUCAGCGAGACCCUGCCCCCUCACCCGAGACUUCCGUUGCAACGACGGAACUUGUGUCGCUUCUGACACCAUUUGCGAUGGCUUCUCGGACUGCAAAGAUGAAUCCGAUGAAAUUAAUUGCACACAUACAGAGGAUGAGGAUUACUAUGAGGAGGAAGAUAACUACUAUUAUGAAGAAAAAGGGGAAGAGAAGGAUGGGGAGAAAGAUGUUCCACGGCCGAUGUUCACCACAACUCCGAUGCCAACUGUUGCCGAGGUACCAGUAGACGAAACACUCCCAGAAGUUGUGGACGAGACCUACAACAUUGCAGAUGAAACAGUGGCAGAGGACACCUUCAAGCAGGAGGAUUAUGAGGAUCAUGACAACGUCCCUGAACCCGAACCAGAAGGGAAACCAGAAGAGGAGCAUGAUGAUAAUGAACAUCGCAUGGAUUUCGAGGACACUAAUGUAGAGACUCUGCUAGAGGAUCCCAAAGAGCCAGAGGACAUGAGGCCGCCUUCAGCCUCAAGCGACAGGGGAGCCUCUGCUGCCUCUGCAAAAGUACCCUUGUCAGUCUUGUAUCUAGUGCCUUUGGUUGUUAUCUCUCUGCAGCAAGGAGUGAGAGAGGUUGUGGGGUAAUAUGUGAGGAUACUGCUUUUGAUCAGGUUCCAAUAAUGGAAAAGAUGAUAAAAAAUCAAUAUAUAUGUAUGUGUGGACACACACACACACACGCACACACACACACACACACACACACACACACACACACACACACACACACACACA
Penaeus chinensis is the source of this 1324-nucleotide messenger RNA. RefSeq lists its product as uncharacterized. Lineage: Eukaryota; Metazoa; Arthropoda; Malacostraca; Decapoda; Penaeidae. Gene Ontology annotation, molecular function: protein binding. The record is from RefSeq and is a predicted model, not a curated record.